AAUAACCUCUAAGGCACAAUACACAACAGCAUAAUACUCAAAAGAAAGAAGCAUUCAAAAGGGAAAUAGUUAAACAAAGUAAAAUAACAGCGUAACACCCAACAAAAAACGACAAUCCAAACACAAAACAACAAAAUGCAAUGCAGGAAACAUUCAAAGAAACACAAGAAAAUGACCAUUAAAUGUAUUGAACAGCACCAUUAACUUGUAAAUUACCUAAAGUUCCAUUUUAAAGCUUACAUAACUGGUAUAUAAACAGAUAAAAUAUUACACAUACAAUAAUGUAAAAUGUGUCUACAUAAGAAUAUUUAUAAUAAUUAAUUAAAUUGAACAAUAUUUCAACUUCAAAUGUUCUUAUACUGAGUGAUAGCUACAUUGAAAUGAGGUUAGAACAAUGUGUUAUACAAAUAAAAAUAGAAUCAUGAAAUGUAAUUGCCCCAUUACCAACUGUUUGUUUAUGUGGUGUCUUAACUUGUGAACUGGUUAAACUCUGCCCCCCCCCCCCCCUCCGCUGGCCAGCAGGUGUCUGUGUGAGGGGGAAAGGAGCUCUGUUCUCCACUGUCCCGGGAAAUGAGCUGGAAAAUGAGGGGCGGGGAACCACACCCCUUCUCAGGACCUCUUUUGGCUCAUCACUGUCUCUUUCCCCCUCUGAGCGUGUUGUUUGAAUACAGCUGCAAUGUAUGAAUUUAACAGGGUGCUUAAACAGGCUGGCGAUCUGUCACCCUGUUCCUCCCGCCCCCUCCUCCCUCCCCUCCACCCCAACCUGACCUCACUUGACUGGCAGAGCCAAACUUACUCAGCCCCUCAUUCAAACUCAAUCUGCUUUCAGCCCCUCUCAAAGCCUGUUUUAUAGGCGCAGGCCUUGUCAACAGCUUUAAACCCCAUAUUCUCUCUAAUGCUUCAAUCGACUGAGUGUUGGAGGAUUAGGGUCUCUUCAUGUUGUCAUUAUGCUGGGUGUUAAGAGCUGCUUUCUUCAGUAGAUGAUGUGGCUGAAGCUCUGCCCUCUAAGCUAGAUUUGAGCCUUUGCUUUGUUUUGAAAAAAACUCAAGAUAUCAUUGUAUUCUCUUGAGGUAUUUUUUGUGUGAGGACUUUGCAGGUUUUGUUAUGAGUUGUUGUUUUAAUCUGCAAAUCUGGCUAUUGAUCCUCAUAAAUCCAUUGUUGCCAUGCUGCAAGCCAAAUACAAAAUUCCACUUUGGGACCUGUAAAAACUUAAUUAAGCUACCUAUUCCAUUUUUUUUUUUACAAAAGGUUUGUAUCUGCACAAAUACUUCAAAUCACAGUUAGAAGACUUCAAUUCAUAAUGUUGACAGAUGGUUGUUUGAAUAGGUCUAUGGGCUACUGGAGUUUUUGUUUCAGACAUAUUGCACCCUAAUUGGCUUUAUUUCAGAGCAGGAAUCCCAGCUAUGCAUUAGAAGGUUUACCCAUCUGGCAGUGUCCUCUGCCUGCUGUUCUGAUGGUCAGUGUGCAUUACAGAGAGGAUCACAUUCACAAAACAAUAUAUAUAUAAUAUUACUUUUAUUUAAAGAUUUUUAUUUAGGUUGGAUUUUUUGAAAAUGUCUGUCACUGAUAUAUUGUUAUUAAUAUAUUAUCUAUACUAUAUAUACUUAUUUUAAAAUGCUUCCGUAUUUCCAUUUUCUGGCCCUGUGUACUUAUAGUUGACACUUGACAGCAUUUCAGAGGGAUAUACUGCACUUUUUUAAACCUAAAAUAAAAUGGGCAGUUAUACUGUAGAUGAAAAAUACCCGAUGACUGACAAUGUUAAUAGUUCAAAUCAGCUUCCCCAUUUACAGCAGUAACAUGUGUGCAGAGGUAUGUAUGAUAAUUCAACAAUUCAAUAAUGAAAUAAUCAAUUAACAUAGCACUUGCAAUGGGGACAUUUUUGUUCAGCAUCAUGAAAACGUUGACUUUUGAUACCUCAUAUUUUUAUUUUUCAUAUGUUUUUCCUUAUAAUUAAAAUCUGAUAACCUCUUCACUUGUCUGAACAAAUAUAAUUGUAGUUAAAUCAAAGUCAUUUUAGUUAAAUCAAAGUAAUGUAACUACAUUUAUUAUACUAUUUUAUUAACUAUAUAAUACUUUUUUUCUAUGUUACGCUUAAUAACGUAUCUUAUGAAGUGCAUUUAUUUUGUCACAAAUAAGUUCAAAAACAAUUUGCCCCUGCGUAUGAAACCUGAAUCUACUCGCCAGCUUUACUUUGAAUAGAAUGAAUUAUUGAUGCUCAGCUGAAAUCAAGUCAUGGUGUCAGUGUGGUCGUCCAUUUAACUCCUAUUGAAACAUGAGCUGCCAUUGAAGCCUUAACACAGCCACCUGUAAUGACUGUCAAAUACAAUCUGUAUUCUCCACUGGUGAGUGCGACCCCAUUGUGACCGUCAGAGGAAGUCCCCGGAGAGUGUGUGAAAAGUGUGUCUACCCCAUGAAUGUGUAAAGUGUGUGUGUGAGAGUGAGAGAGAGAGAGGAACCAGCAGAAGGCCAGGGGCUGCUGUCUGACACUGAUUUGUAAAGGGAGACAAUACGGCUCAUUGACCUGCCCUGCUCCACUGUCUGUUGCACAUACCUCGCCCAGCCCUCCCCAGUGGCUGUGCUGCGCUUUAAACACGAGCAGCAGAUUGCCCCAGGCGAGGGCGAGGGGGGGGCAGCGGGCCCCAGGUUGCUUUGACAAUGAGAAACCUCGGAGGGGAGAAGAGACGAAGCCAACAACUUUAAUUAACACAAUUAUAUUCUAAAAACCUUACUUUCACUGAGGAUAGCAGAAUUUGAUAUCACUUUUUAAAAAUGUAUCUUGAGAAAAGAGAAAUUUGUUUUAUCAAUGCUAGCACAUUUUAUUUCCAACAUGCCUUAUUUGUUUUACCUGUUUUUAUCUUGUUUUAUUCCAACUUGUUUCAACUGUCAAACUUCCCUCUGAAUUCCCCUCAUUCCAUUUCUGAAUUUCUUUAACCCUGGUUCAAUAAUGUAAAGCCUCUAUAAAUAAAGUGUAUCACUUUACUUAUGACUAUCCUUAUAAGAAAUUGGCCGAAAGAAAGGAGUCUUAACCCCAAAGAUGGUCAAUCUAAUCUCAUGUAUGACAGAAAAAUGAAACGUUGAUUGAAUGAUCUAUUCAAUUAAUCAAUAUUUCAGCCUAACUAUUUCAGUAAUCUUCCCCUAAGGAUCAGGGAAACACACAAAGUAUUAAGUACACAAAUAAUAACAAGUAUUUAAGGUUGAGUAUCUGUUAAAGACAAAAAUAGGAAAUAGGGUUAUCAAUAAAUAUCAAUAUCUUAAUCUAACAGCAGCAGGAUCGAGCAUCCAUCCAGACUUUGACACAUCUCCUCUGGUGCUCACGUUGUAAACAAACACCCUCCUCCUUUUGUCAUCCAUUCCCAUUGUCAGAGUCUGGAUAUGACCUUUUCUCUCCUCUCUCUGACUCUCGCCGCUUGUCGCCUCUUCUUAUCCUCCCUUCUUUCUUUCAGUAUCGAAGACAAGCUGUUACUCUGUCCCUGCGGGCCACUCCCUCACUUGUCUGCUCCUCUUCCCUCCCCCCUGCCUCCCUCUCUCCCCUGCUCUCAUUCUUUCUCCCUUUCCCCACCUGUUGAAGCAAUUGUUGCACAGACAUAUUGUUGUCUUUUAAUUUUUUUAUGUCACUCACGAGGGCUCACGCCCCUUUCCACGCUCUUUUUCCUCCCCCAUGUGCCACUCCCUCUCACUCUCUCCCCGAUGGGUAUAAAAGUCAGAGGCGAUGGUUGGGGAGGGAUAUUCAUCGCAGCACCACAGGAAGGCAACACAUCUUUAACAAGGAAAAAGGAUUUCCCAGCUUGUUCACCUGUAGUAAACCAAGCUUCCUCGGGUGACAGAGGGACAAUAUUGCCGCUUCCUUCCUUUACCAAUUGGAGUAAACAAGUUCAUAUUUGACCCAGCAGUCUGUAAAGAUGGACAGAGGCAUGUCUCUGUGGUGUGAGGAGGUGGAGAACAGCAAGAGUCAGGACCACAGCCAGACUGGAGAACAAGCCCAGGGCGGAUACAUGGUGGGCUCCUCUCAGCUGCGAGCCGGCUGGGACCCCACUGUGUCCGGGCAUCGUGUGAUCCAGAGGUUGCUUCAGGUGGAGGAGAGGUACAUGCCCUCCAUACUUUACAUCACCCUCAUCCAGCGGGAGCCAGAGCGCAGGGAGGAGCUGGCCAAAUGGACCCUGGAGGUGUGCUGUGAGGUUGGCUGUGAUGAGGCAGUGUUCCCUCUGUCUGUCUCUCUGAUGGACAGGUUCCUGUCGGCCUCUUUGUCUCUGCCUGUCUCGCCAUACUGCCUGGCUGCAGGCUGCAUCCUCAUCGCCUCCAAACUCUCAGAGUGUGAAAACGUCACUGCUGAUACUCUCUGUGCCGCAGCUGAGUACAGCUUUGUGCCUUCAAACUUGCGGGAGAUGGAGCGUCUUAUCCUCGCCACCCUCCGAUGGGACACAGCAGCAGUGACUCCACAGGACUUCUUCCCACAUUUCCUUGCCUCUGUGGAGGAACGAAGAGAUGGAGACAGCGGUGACUCUGAGAAGGGGCUGCUGCUCUCCACCCUGCGGCGGCACAGUGACACGCUGGCCGCCAUGUGUGCGUGUGACUCCCGCUUCCUGGGAGCACCACCGUCCCUUGUUGCUGCAGCGACACUGAACUGUGCUCUGCGGGGCUUGGGCAACAAGAGCCCGGCUCAGCUGGCUGUCAUAUGUGCGGCACUAGCGGAGCUUUGCCAGGCUGACCUGGCAUUGCUACAGUGCUACAGUGACAUGAUCGAAUAUGGUCUCCGACAGCGGCUGAGGAGCGGGCUGCAGCAGGGCCCCAUGGAGAAGGAAGAGGAGGUGGAGAACGAAAGACCCGGGACACCUACUGACCUGAGAGAGAUUGAUUUUUAAACACUGGAUCGACUUUUACAUUGAAAGUGUGAAUCGGUCAAAAACCUAUCAAAGUGUAUCAGUCAAACUGAUAUAUAUUGAACAUGACCUCGAAAUGCUCUGACCUGUUUUGAUAUUUUAAAAUUAUUUGUUGAGUGACUAUUAAUUUAUAAUUUAUUGUUUAACUUUAUUUAUUUGUGAACACUUUUGCAAUUUUGUCUUUCGCAUGUGCCAUAUUUUAUUAUCUAUUUCUAUUUGUAGGCAUAGAUGUUAUUUUGAUGCAUAAUAUUUAUAUAUUUUAUUUAUUAUUAAGUGAAAUUGUUGGCUCUUUUGAUGUUAAUUUAUUUCAACCUGCCAUUACUUUGUGUUUGUGUACUGAAUUUAAUAUACAUGAGAUCUAUUUUUCAAAGAAAUUAAACGUUUAAAACGUUUGUACAA
Molecule: messenger RNA, 5276 nt
Organism: Gymnodraco acuticeps
Lineage: Eukaryota; Metazoa; Chordata; Actinopteri; Perciformes; Bathydraconidae
Gene: ccndx
Product: cyclin Dx
Exons: 4
Coding region: 3900-4859 (319 amino acids)
Biological process (GO): regulation of cyclin-dependent protein serine/threonine kinase activity; positive regulation of G1/S transition of mitotic cell cycle; mitotic cell cycle phase transition
Cellular component (GO): cyclin-dependent protein kinase holoenzyme complex; nucleus; cytoplasm
Molecular function (GO): cyclin-dependent protein serine/threonine kinase regulator activity
Source: RefSeq, a predicted model, not a curated record